Messenger RNA from Mandrillus leucophaeus (drill), 3572 nucleotides. RefSeq names its product zinc finger protein 750 (gene ZNF750). The transcript is spliced from 4 exons. Gene Ontology annotation, biological process: positive regulation of transcription by RNA polymerase II; epidermis development. Bases 715 to 2886 code for a protein of 723 amino acids. Gene Ontology annotation, molecular function: RNA polymerase II cis-regulatory region sequence-specific DNA binding; DNA-binding transcription activator activity, RNA polymerase II-specific; promoter-specific chromatin binding. NCBI's taxonomy places the organism in Eukaryota, Metazoa, Chordata, Mammalia, Primates, Cercopithecidae. The record is from RefSeq and is a predicted model, not a curated record. Gene Ontology annotation, cellular component: nucleus.
ACUCUCAGGAGCAGGGUAGAGGGUGGAAGGUACUCAGACCCUCAAAGGCCUCACUGGACCCUUCUUGGCAAGGACGCCAUGAAUGCUGUACCUCCCAGGGUACGUGUACUUGAGAAUCAACCGAAGUGUCUGCCUCCCGUGUACACACGCUCAGGUUCUAAAGGGAAGUCUCACAUGUCUUUGCCGUAACGCCAAAUAUUCACCAGGUGUGAUGAAUACAGUAAUCUACGCUCUAACUGCGGACACGUCGGAAGCCCUCCGACCCAUGGCCGUCCAGGCAGCACUGACACCGCACCCGGCACUCACAGACGGCGCCGGGAGUCUGCCAGAUACUUGCUCGCUGGGUCCAGUGCUGGGGAGGAAUAUCAGGUGCAUCUCUACGCCCCGAGGGCUCAACUCCUACACUUAAAUCCCUCCCACUGGAACAGCCGGCUCCAGUUUCACCAAGCAAGCGUGAGAACAGGUACUGCUUCCUGAGCACCGCCAGCCACCAGCACCAAGACCCGGCCACAUCCCAGCACUGCCCACCUCUGCUCCCCGCUGCCAGACGACAGAGGCUCUCGCCAGACCCUCAGCACACAGAGCUGGCUUCCGGUAGAAGCGCUCGGGAAAGAGGCAAAGCGGGAGGUGCCUCUUCAGAAACCACGAGGUGCACGAGGCGUCGACGGUGAUCACGCCACCUGGACGGCCAGAGUCCGAGGCGUAAGAAGGAAAAUGAGUCUUCUCAAAGAGCGGAAGCCAAAAAAGCCGCAUUACAUCCCCAGGCCUCCGGGAAAGCCCUUCAAGUAUAAAUGUUUCCAGUGUCCCUUUACUUGCAACGAGAAGUCCCAUCUUUUUAAUCACAUGAAGUAUGGUCUUUGUAAAAACUCGAUUACUUUAGUAUCAGAGCAGGAUCGAGUUCCCAAGUGCUCUAAAUCUAACUCGCUAGACCCUAAGCAAACCAACCAGCCCGACGCCACAGCCAAGCCAGCCUCUUCCAAGUCUGCCACCAACGGAGUCUCCGCCUUUGACUCAAAGCUUCAGCACAGCUCUGCCAGGGAAGACAUCAAGGAAAACCUGGAGCUGCAAGCCCGGGGAACCCACAGGUGCCCAGCACAGAAGCCAGCCCUCCACAGGGCAUCAGCCUGCGAGAGCCCAGCUCCGGAAGCCGCCCUCGGUGCCCAGCCUGCUCUGGAAGGCGCAGCUCGGCCUUCUGCAUUUGUUCCAGUCGGCGAGCACAGACUUAAGGGGCCAGACAGCGCUGAGGCGCCUGAGACACUGGCUUUACCCAACCCCACUGCCAAGGCCACCUCCUUCCACACCAAGUCGGCCUUCCACGCUCCUGGCUACCCCUGGAAAGCCGGCUCACCUUUCCUUCCACCAGAGUUUCCACAUAAAAUCUCAUCUACAAAGGGGCUUGGGGCCAUUUCCCCUUACAUGCACCCCACAAUCCCAGAGUACCCGCCUCACUUUUACACAGAGCACGGACUGGCCACCAUCUACUCGCCUUACCUGCUGGCUGGGAGCUCGCCCGAGUGCGACGCGCCCCUGCUGUCAGUCUACGGAGCCCAAGACCCGAGACACUUUCUGCCUCACCCGGGGCCAAUCCCUAAGCACCUGAGUCCAUCUCCAGCCACAUAUGAUCAUUACAGGUUUUUCCAGCAAUAUCCCUCUAAUCUGCCGAUUCCUUACGGAUUCUACAGGCCAGAGACUGCGUUUUCCUCCUACGGUCUCAGACUCCCACCUGUCGCUGGCCUCACCCGAGAGCAGAGCUCUCACCUGCUUGAAGAAGCCACCCUGGUCUAUCCAGCCUCAAGUCCUUCCAGGUUAAACCCUUCAGACCCCAACAGAAAACACAUCGAGUUCGAAAGUCCAAUUCCUGAGGCUAAAGACUCCUCCAAGCCUGGGCAGAGAGACACGGAAGGGUCCAAAAUGAGCCCCCGCGCAGGGAGCGCAGCCACAGGCUCCCCGGGGAGGCCAAGCCCCACCAACUUCACGCAGACGAGCCAGACCUGCGAAGGCCUGUGCGACCUCUCCAACAAGGCGGCCUCCAGUGCACUGGGAAGACUCUAUCAGCCGGAGCAAAGCCUCACAGCCUUCAAGCCUGUGAAGAAAGUCGCAGAAUGCCGACCCGCCCAGGCUCCUGAGACCAGAACAGAGUCUCCAAUAAGCCUCAAUGUUGUGAACGGAGACCCCCCCGCUCCGACAGGAAGCACCUCUCUCGUCUUGGAGGCUGCGCCUUCCAGUCCGGAGGACAGCUCCAGGAUGGGUCCCCUCAACCUCUCCAAGAAAUCAGAGAUAAAUCCGGCAGCCACCCACGAACCCACGUACCAAGGCAGCCCCCAGGCGGAAACCGCCAGCUUCUCAGAGCUGCAGGACCUUCCUCUCAAUCUCUCAGUGAAGGACCCCUGCAACGCCCCGGCUCUGAGGCCUCCCUUCCCCAGUCAACCACGAGCUGCAGAACCUGCUGCUGCUGCUCUACAGAAGACUGGGACAGAAGGUUCUGAGGAUGUGCCCAGCCACCCUGAGACCAAGCCAGGCAGCCUCGACGGUGACGGGGCCCCACCCACAGGCCCCAGCGAGGAGGCUCCAGACGCACGUGCGGUGGACAGCAGCGAGGAGCAGAAGCAGACGGCAGCUGUGGCCCUGUGCCAGCUGGCAGCCUACAGUCCCAGGAACAUCCGGGUGGGCAAUGGGGAUGCUGCAGCCCCGGAACCUGUCUGCCAGCAAGACACACCCACACUCAGCUCCACGGAGAGCCAGGAGGCCCAGGGUGACCUCAGACCCAAAGGACAAAAGAGGACAAGUCAAAGGGAUGCUGGAAAAUCCCAGCAAGGAGCUAAGAAGGCGAAGCUGCAGGACACGGCCAGAGUGUUCACACUACGAAGGAGGGCCCGGGUAUCCUAACGCCGGGUUGACGCGUGUGCUCACAGAGCUACGGCCACACACACGCCUCCCAAGGCGGCGCGCUACGCCACCUCUGAACUGGCACUUUCCUGUUUUUACAAAUGCAGCUUCUUCUCGAAAACAAACAAAACCUCCAAUUCAGUUUUUAUAAAUAUUAAGCAUGAAUAUUAAAAGGUGCUUCUACUUUUGGUUGUAAAAACAUCUGAAUGACUCUAAGACUGAUAAGUAUUUUGAAGUCUAAGCCGUCUUACAGAAGAUCUUUUAUAAAUGUUUGCUUAUAAAUAGCUCACCAUUACAACAAAUUGUUUUAACUGUUUUUCUAUUAGCUCUAGCUGCAUAUUUGAAGUAAAUGACAAUCACUGAAAAAAUGUCAGAAAAAGCAUUUUCAGUACUAGCAGUAAAGUGCCGUAUGUAAAAAAGAAAAAUGUGAUGUUAUAACUAAAUAACACACAAACAUCGAGAGGCUAUUUAUACAAAUAAUUUAUUUCCGCUAGGAAAAGUGCAUUGCUGGUGAAGGUAUUAUCAGUUUAUUCUACUUGCUUAUAAUGCUACAGUGGGUGUUCUGCCUUACUCUGCCUCACUUUCCAUUCCCCAAAAUGAUGUGUAUGUUGCUAAUUUUCCAAUAAACUCCUAUGAACCAUAAGGAAACAUAAAAUGAAGAUGAAUGUCAAUCUAUGUUAUCCUUU